Molecule: messenger RNA, 1684 nt
Organism: Tachysurus vachellii
Lineage: Eukaryota; Metazoa; Chordata; Actinopteri; Siluriformes; Bagridae
Gene: rasl11b
Product: RAS-like, family 11, member B
Exons: 4
Coding region: 257-1000 (247 amino acids)
Molecular function (GO): GTPase activity; GTP binding
Source: RefSeq, a predicted model, not a curated record
CCUGUGCACGUCUCGUGCAACAGGUAGAACAAUUUACCGCGACUAUUAUUAAUAUUAUUACUAUUAUUAUUAUUAUUAUUGCAGUUUUUUUUAUUUUUUUACGGAAGAACAAAAAAAACCACAGUGAUCAGAAAAGACGUGGCGUUUCUGUUUUUUUUGUUGUUGUGUGUUUCGAAUGACGGAGUGGAUAUCGAACAGUUUUUCUACUUGGGACUUGUUUAUUCCUGGGUUUUAAACAUAUCUGCUUUAAGUCACCAUGCGCCUCAUCCAGAACAUGUCUACUAUAGUGGAGUUCCCCAGCUCGGAGUGCCUGUCCAAACGCGUCAUUAAGAUAGCCGUCCUCGGGGGCAGCGGUGUGGGCAAAACGGCGCUCGUUGUUCGCUUCCUCACCAAACGCUUCAUCGGCGACUACGAGAGAAAUGCAGGCAACCUGUAUUCCAGAGACGUCCAAAUCGACGGAGAACAAGUGGCUGUUCAAGUGCAGGACACCGCUGGGGUCCAGGUAAACUCCAAUGGCCUGAGUUGCACUGAGCACCUGAGAUGCUCCAUCCAGUGGGCAGACGCCGUGGUCAUGGUCUACUCUGUGACCGACAGUCACAGCUUUGACCUUAUUAAUCAGCUCCAUCAGCUAGUCAGUCACGUGUAUGCCGAUAGACCAACACCACCAGUUAUCCUGCUGGCCAACAAGGCGGACAUGGUGCAUGUGAGGCGGGUGGAGGCUCAGCAGGGCCCGGCGCUGGCCUUGGCACUCGGUUGCACGUUCUACGAGGUGUCAGCAAGCGAAGACUACAGUCAGGUGCACGGAGCUUUCCACAGACUUUGCACAGAGCUCGCCAAAAGACAGGUGCCAUUUAGCACCAGUGCAAAUGCAGCCUCAGCCAGCAAUGAGAAGAAAAGGUCACCUCUUAUCCCCAGGCCCAAAUCUCCCAACAUGCAGGACCUGAAGAGGCGCUUCAAACAGGUGCUGUCUGCCAAAGUGCGCACAGUCACCUCUGUCUGAGGAAGAGAGCGAGGGAUGAGCUCAGAUGUAGGGCUAGACAAGAUAAGAGGGAACGGUUGAGUGGCGGGGCGAAGAUCCCCAAGAUAGAGGCUCACUGAGGUAAAGUUUUGGUCUUGCUUAUGAGCUAAACUGCUAAGAAGCAUACCACAUCUAGAGGGUGCUGAAUUAUGACCACUGAAAUCGGUGACCUCUGACUUGUGAACUUUGACCAUCUUGGUGGUGGAGGUUAAGCCACCUGUGCUGCUGUGAACGACUUGAAUGACGAGAGCGGAUACAGCAGGAUACUGAGAACCGUGGCGUCUAAAAUCGCCUCGGAGAAUGCAAAAAGACACUUGGACUAAAUAAACAUUAACGUACGCACACACUGCGUUAUAUCUGUAGACAACUUCACCUGGCAACAGAGCUUGUGAGGACAGAGGGCUGGGUGUUUUUCACCGACGCAAACGUUUUUUUUUUUUGUGAAGGCUUUCAGCUCUCAGCAGAAACAAACUGAAAGCAGGCAUUGUUAAAGGAACGAGGCACUAAAGCUGAAGGCCACAAGCCAUAUGUGUGUUUCUGUGUGAAACUCAUCAGUGCCAAUUAGUACAAUUUUUUUUUUUAAUGCACUUUACAUCAUGCCCCAUGGCUAAGGCUUGAUCUUAUUUAUUGUUUUGUGAUUGAAAAUAAAAUAUACUUGACUUUGAA